AAUCCAGAAUUUAUUUAUGAAAUUAUAUAAAAGUGCAAAGAAUAAAGCUCAUGAAUUGGAGGAGUCGACGAGCUUCCACUCUGAGUUGUCGCAGUUCUGUGAAAAAAGAAGUUAGGCAUGUUUAGGUUACCUUCCAAAGGGGUUCUCCAAAGCGAAGCUCUUAAGAAGUACAUCUAUGAAACUACUUCAUAUCCUAGAGAGCACAAGGAACUCAAGAAUUUACGAGAAGCUACAGUAAACAAGUAUGGCAAUAAGAGUGAGAUGUCUGUGCCAGUUGAUGAAGGUCAAUUUCUAUCAAUGCUUGUAAAGAUUAUGAAUGCCAAGAGAACCUUGGAGAUUGGUGUUUUUACAGGCUAUUCUCUCCUUUCCACUGCUCUUGCACUGCCUCAUGAUGGCCAGGUAACUGGAAUAGACAUAGAUCGAGAAGCUUAUGAAGUUGGAUUACCAUUCAUUCAACAGGCAGGCGUGGAGCACAAAAUCAACUUCAUCCAAUCAAAUGCCAUCUCAGUGUUGACUGAAAUGGUGAACAAUGAUAGAGAUAGAGUGGAAUAUGACAUGGCAUUUGUGGAUGCUGACAAAUUCAACUAUAAGCAAUACCAUGAACUACUGCUGAAACUAGUAAAAGUUGGAGGAACAAUAGCUUAUGAUAAUACCUUGUGGUUUGGGUUUGUUGCUCAAGAAGAAGAAGCUGUGCCGGAGCAUCUAAGGGAGACAAGAAAGGCCAUACUGGAAAUCAAUGAAUAUCUGGCCUGUGAUCCUCGCAUCGAUAUCUCACAAGUUUCUAUCGGUGAUGGUGUUACUUUGUGCAGGCGUCUCUAUUGAGCAGACUUGUUGCAGCGCUGAGUUUGUGUUUGAACGAAUUCACAAAUAAAAGAGUUUCAAUGAAAUAAGGAGGGAUUCCACUUCACGAUUGUAUUAGAAUUUUCUAAUAUUUUCCCUCCCUCUCUAAAAACUCUCUCUCUCUCUUUUUCCUUUUCUUUCUCAAACUACAAAUCACCUAGUAUUUUGAAAUAAUAAUUUAUUUAUUAGUGUA
Molecule: messenger RNA, 1033 nt
Organism: Manihot esculenta (cassava)
Lineage: Eukaryota; Viridiplantae; Streptophyta; Magnoliopsida; Malpighiales; Euphorbiaceae
Product: putative caffeoyl-CoA O-methyltransferase At1g67980
Exons: 5
Coding region: 118-822 (234 amino acids)
Molecular function (GO): S-adenosylmethionine-dependent methyltransferase activity; O-methyltransferase activity
Source: RefSeq, a predicted model, not a curated record